AUGAAAAAUCACAGUCAAGGGGAAGUGAAGGUGAACCAGAAGAAGAGUACAACAGCGGGAUCUACACUGGAGUAUGUUGACAACAGCCCACAAGAUAGAAAGGAAAACAAACAGCGGAAUCUUCCCGAGCCAAAGAAAUUGGUAUCAGCAUCAGUAUCAGCAUCUUCAGAAAAAAGACCUGUAGAAACAUCAAAUUAUAUUCUCACGGGAUCGCCUAAACGUAAGGCCCCGAUAUCAAACGGUGUGGUAGUAUCCAACGUUCAAAAUGACAGAAAUAAUAAUGUUAAUAAUAAUAAUAAUAAUAAUAAUAAUAAUAAUAAUAAUGGCAAGAAGAAUGGGGUGACGUCUUCCACAAAACCGCUGCAGGCAGCAGCAGCAGCAGCGCCUGAGAAAGUGAACCACACAAAUAAACAACAACAACAAGAAAAACAAGAAAAACAACAACAGCAAGAAGAACAGCAAAUGUUCGGUAAAUCAGAAUACAUGGAUUAUCAGUGGGAUUACAUGAUGUAUUGUUUUUCUCCCGAUGAAACUAGUGGUGAUGUGAAGGAAGAACUGAAUGAGGAUGAUGCCUCAACGGAUGACUUUUCAGCAUCGAGUACAGAAGAAGAAGAGGAAGAAAUAGAAGAAAUAAACGGAAAUGAAGAAGAAGAGGAAGAAGAAGAAGAAGAAGUGGAUGAUGCGAGAAGUCGGUUUGAUUCGGUGUAUAUAUAUCAAUACUCAUUCGAUCCAAAUCCCUUAUCAGAGCAAGAAGAACUACAACAACUACAACUACAACAAUGGCAAUCUACUGUGAAUACCCCGUAUUCCACAUUAAUAAAAGGUCCAUACUAUAACUCUCAGGAAAACGGUGUGAAGAACUCAGUUUUAUCUGUAAUGAAUGGAACUCAAAUGAUAAGUGUAACUCCAUGCCGAAAGGCAAGCCGUGAGACUUCUUCCUCAAUACAAUCUCCGCAUAUUACUAGUAGAAACUAUGAUAAUAAGAGAGUUUCCACACUUCAGAUACUCCCCGAAGGUAUCCCACAGAAGCAGCUCCAGCAACAACAACAACAACAACAAGAUGAAGAUGAUGAAGAAGAAGAAGAUGAAGAUGAAGAAAUAGAAGAAAUAGACGGGAAUGGAGAAGAAGAGAUGGAUGAAUCGAGAAGCCGGUUUGAGUCGGUGUUUAUAGACCAAUAUUCAUUUGAUCCAAAUCCCCUAUCAGAGCAAGAAGAUGAAUUGCUAUGGCAAUCUACUGUUGAUUCCCCUCGUCCCAUAAAUAAACAGAAAUGGUUAAAAGAUAUUCAUAAGAGUUUUAAACAAGUAACAUCUCCAAACUGGUCUUAUCUAGAUAAUAUUACUCCUCCUGUGAAUAUGAAUGGUGGAACUGGGCAAGAACGGGAGGAACAACCGCGGCCCUCUACAGGGAAUAACAAAGAUAAGGGUGAAUACCCAACAGAGAUGCCAGUUUUUAUGAAUGAACGAAACAACAUUGCAGUUCGCAGAAGGAAUGAUGGGAAUAGAAACUAUAUACAAGAACAGGAUUCCCCACGUCCAUCCAACUGCUCAGCGCCAGUGCUGAGAGUCUUUCCCAUGACAUCAUCCACGGAAUACAAGUGUAGAAGAACUCGUUAA
This is a messenger RNA of Trypanosoma theileri, 1614 nucleotides long. RefSeq lists its product as uncharacterized. The record is from RefSeq and is a predicted model, not a curated record. Lineage: Eukaryota; Euglenozoa; Kinetoplastea; Trypanosomatida; Trypanosomatidae. The transcript has a single exon. The coding region runs from base 1 to 1614 and encodes 537 amino acids.